CUUGAGGAUGGCCGCUCAGCGAGGUGGGCUGUUGACUGGGGUGCCAGUGAGAGUGCGGAUGGAUUGCAUACGACCCUUCCUGACCUAAUACGGCAGUAUUCCCACUUUCCUGUGUGGUGCAGCAAUAUGCAUGGGGAAAGAUGGGUUCCAACAGUGAAGUGGCCCGGCUGCUGGCCAGCAGUGACCCACUGGCCCAGAUCUCAGAGGACAAACCAUAUGCAGAGCUGUGGAUGGGGUCCCACCCCCGGGGAGAUGCCAAGAUCCUUGACAACCGCAUCUCGCAGAAGACCCUAGGCCAGUGGAUUGCUGAUAAUCAGGACAGCUUGGGUUCGAAGGUCAAGGACACCUUUAAUGGCAAACUGCCCUUCCUCUUCAAAGUGCUUUCAGUUGAAACGGCCCUGUCCAUCCAGGCACACCCUAACAAGGAGCUGGCAGAGAAGCUGCACCUCCAGGCUCCACAGCACUACCCCGAUGCCAACCAUAAGCCAGAGAUGGCAAUUGCUCUCACCCCCUUCCAGGGCUUAUGUGGCUUCCGGCCAGUUGAGGAAAUUGUGACCUUUCUAACAAAGGUGCCAGAAUUCCAGUUUCUAAUUGGAGACAAUGCAGCAGCACAACUGAAGCAGAGCCUGAGCCAGGACCCCGAGGCUGUGACCUCUGCUCUGCGGAGCUGUUUCUCCCACCUGAUGAAGAGUGAGAAGAAGGUGGUGGUGGAGCAGCUGAACCUGUUGGUGAAGCGGAUCUCACAGCAAGUGGCUGCUGGAAACAACAUGGAGGACAUCUGUGGGGAGCUCCUGCUGCGGCUGCACCAGCAGUACCCGGGUGAUAUCGGAUGCUUUGCCAUCUACUUCCUGAAUCUGCUUACCCUGAAGCCAGGGGAGGCCAUGUUUCUGGAGGCCAACGUGCCCCAUGCCUACCUGAAAGGAGACUGCGUGGAGUGCAUGGCAUGUUCAGACAACACAGUGCGUGCUGGCCUGACACCCAAGUUCAUCGAUGUGCCAACUCUGUGUGAAAUGCUCAGCUACACCCCCAGCCCCAGCCAGGACAGGCUCUUCCCUCCAGCACGGAGCCCGGAAGACCCCUACCUCUCUAUCUACGAUCCCCCUGUGCCAGACUUCACCGUUAUGAAGAUGGAGGUACCUGGCUCUGUCACUGAAUACAAGGUCUUGGCCCUGGACUCUGCCAGCAUCCUCCUGGUGGUGCAGGGGACAGUGACAGCCAGCACCCCCACAGCCCAGGCAACAAUCCCCCUGAAACGUGGCGGGGUGCUCUUCAUUGGGGCCAAUGAGAGUGUCUCACUGAAGCUCACUCUGCCCAAGGACCUGCUGAUGUUCCGUGCCUGCUGCCUGCUGUAGAGGCCACAGCCUUCUUGGCUCUCCUCUGCCAGUCACCCUACAUCCUGGCCAGCCUCAGCUCCGCAGACCCAGCCCAGAUCCCUUCCCUGCUCUGGGCUCUUCGGGUACACCCUCAAAGACUCGGGGAGAAGAGCUUGAAGGUGGUGACUCCUGAGCAGGCAGAGGCUGAACGGCCUUCUUCUUCCUGGUAGGAGGGGCCCAUGUGAGGACUGAGAGCUGAUACUCCCCCUUGGAUCUCGCCACACUGGAGCCAGGCUCUUCUCAGAGCUCAAGGAGAGCAGCAGCCCUGUCCCAGCCUAUGGCAUUAGGCAGACUGGUGCGAUCUAGGAUUAGCUCAGCAGCAGUCACGGCAAGAUAGGUAAUUAAUCUGUAAGAAUAUAGGGUUCCACAGUGCAGAGGGAAAAGGAUAGCCCCGUGGCCUGAUGCUGCUCUGUUAAAGCAAUUAAAGAUCACUUGUGUUGA
Messenger RNA from Cervus elaphus (red deer), 1814 nucleotides. RefSeq names its product mannose phosphate isomerase (gene MPI). Gene Ontology annotation, molecular function: zinc ion binding; mannose-6-phosphate isomerase activity. Gene Ontology annotation, biological process: carbohydrate metabolic process; GDP-mannose biosynthetic process. Bases 141 to 1352 code for a protein of 403 amino acids. The record is from RefSeq and is a predicted model, not a curated record. Gene Ontology annotation, cellular component: cytosol. The transcript has 8 exons. Lineage: Eukaryota; Metazoa; Chordata; Mammalia; Artiodactyla; Cervidae.